Molecule: messenger RNA, 339 nt
Organism: Procambarus clarkii (red swamp crayfish)
Lineage: Eukaryota; Metazoa; Arthropoda; Malacostraca; Decapoda; Cambaridae
Source: RefSeq, a predicted model, not a curated record
AUGUGGGUGUCAAGUAAUAAGGAGAUGUGGGUGUCAAUUAAUAAGGAGAUGUGGGUGUCAAGUAGUAAGGAGAUGUGGGUGUCAAGUAAUAAGGAGAUGUGGGUGUCAAGUAAUAAGGAGAUGUGGGUGUCAAGUAAUAAGGAGAUGUGGGUGUCAAGUAAUAAGGAGAUGUGGGUGUCAAGUAAUAAGGAGAUGUGGGUGUCAAGUAAUAAGGAGAUGUGGGUGUCAAGUAAUAAGGAGAUGUGGGUGUCAAUGUGGGUGUCAAGUAAUAAGGAGAUGUGGGUGUCAAGUAAUAAGGAGAUGUGGUGUCAAGUAAUAAGGAAUGUGGGUGUCAAGUAA